ACACACUAAGUCUGCAUACUGGAAUGGCAACAACAGAGGCGCCUCCCCUUGGGCACAUCUGGAACAGUGGAAGAGCAGAGAAGCACAUAGCAGCAGUCUGUCUGAGCCUGUUUCUAUCACUGGACAAAUAGGACCAAGUCACAGAAUUGGAUACCGUUCUCCUGCAGGCUAAAGGUGCAGCUCCUCCACCUAACUCCGGACCGGCUGGUUUCCUGAACACACUCUGGCAGCUGCAUUAACGCUACUCGGAUCGAGGAGUCAAACUUCAGCCUGCCCAUCAUCACUGACUGACAGCACCCACUAACUGCAGGAUGCCAUUAGGAGGAGGAAACAAGUGUGGCCGCUGUCAGAAGACAGUUUACUUUGCGGAGGAGGUACUCUGUGACGGGCGGAGCUUCCACAGGUCCUGCUUCCUGUGCAUGGUGUGUGGGAAGAACUUGGACAGCACAACUGUUGCUGUUCAUAUGGAUGAAAUCUACUGCAAGGCAUGCUACGGAAAGAAAUACGGGCCAAAAGGCUACGGUUAUGGCCAGGGUGCAGGGACCCUGAGCAUGGACAAGGGAGAGUCUCUGGGUAUAACACAUGAACAACCCGGUCCUCAUCGCCCUACCACCAACUCAAACCCAUCCAAGAUGGCUCAGAAGUUUGGAGGCUCAGACAAGUGUCCUCGCUGUGGCAAGGCCGUCUAUGCUGCGGAGAAAGUGAUUGGAGCUGGGAGUUCAUGGCAUAAGAUUGGAUGUUUCACCUGUGCCACAUGUGGGAAGAGCCUCGAGUCAACCACACUAGCUGAUAAAGACGGUGAAAUCUACUGCAAAGGGUGUUAUGGCAAAAACUUUGGUCCCAAGGGAUUUGGAUACGGAUUGGGCGCCGGGGCGCUGGCGCACACGCAGUAGAGCCGACUAGUUUCCACAGCACUGCGGUACAAUCUUCUUCCUGCAGAGGGCAGAUUGCUGCCAGUAAACAUGUAGGCUACCUGACACACGCUUGAUUAAAAAGCUGCUUUAUAAACUCUACAGUGGAACAGAUGCCACCAUCUUAGUCGCAUACAAGUUAAAGGUGUUUAAUUCUGCUUUUAUAUUAAUCUUGACCCAUACAUCACACUCAAUACUGAAGUAUCUAUCUAUUUAGAGCUGCUUUGAUGAUUUGCACUAUCUGGUCUAACUGAAAUGUAUCAUCCUCUUAUUCUCUUGUCGGGCUGUUUUUCUCUCUCCAAACGAAAUCUCGGUAUCACAAGAUUCACAACAUGUUGCCUGUUUUUAUGUUAUGCCUUCCAAACAGCAUGAUAAUAAAUACAAUGGAAAAAAAAUAA
Molecule: messenger RNA, 1309 nt
Organism: Seriola aureovittata
Lineage: Eukaryota; Metazoa; Chordata; Actinopteri; Carangiformes; Carangidae
Gene: csrp1a
Product: cysteine and glycine-rich protein 1a
Exons: 6
Coding region: 312-893 (193 amino acids)
Biological process (GO): muscle tissue development; sarcomere organization
Cellular component (GO): nucleus; Z disc; cytoplasm
Molecular function (GO): actinin binding; structural constituent of muscle
Source: RefSeq, a predicted model, not a curated record